This is a messenger RNA of Acanthaster planci (crown-of-thorns starfish), 2865 nucleotides long. RefSeq lists its product as uncharacterized. Gene Ontology annotation, cellular component: cytoplasm. Gene Ontology annotation, biological process: signal transduction; protein phosphorylation. The record is from RefSeq and is a predicted model, not a curated record. Gene Ontology annotation, molecular function: protein kinase activity; ATP binding. Lineage: Eukaryota; Metazoa; Echinodermata; Asteroidea; Valvatida; Acanthasteridae.
UACCAUAUGUUGCGCAGUGUAUUCGUUACAAUUUCGUAUUAUCAUAGGCAAGAACCUGAAACUGUUGCGUAACAAUACCUUCAUGUGCGUGAACAUGGUGAAGAUCGAAAUGCGUAGUUACCUGGACGAUUUUUAUGUUUACCAAACAAACGUGGCUCAGUUCCAGUUUACAGUUUGCGGUGUAAACACGUGUUCUUGCUCACGAGCGACUCUUUCGAGAGAUUGUCUUGUUUUGCGAUCUACUUGCGAUUUUUUGGAGAGAGAAACUUUGUAACACCAUGUUUCGAUUUGCUUCAGGGUAUGCUUCGGAGAAAUUCCGAUCCCUGAGCGCCUACCGUUUGGCGUCUCCUCAACCCGUGGCAGCAGUCCGCCACGAUGCCAUCGCCCAGGCGCUGAAAUGUCCCUCGGUUAAAAUCACCGAGAAGGUGGUGCGACCAUUGAAGCUAACUGGUCACUCACCGGUCCUUUCUGGUCAGUCUCCAGCUAUCACAUGCCCAGAGAGAUCUGGGCAAGGUGAUCAACAACCAGAGGGAAGAGAUGUCGGCUGUGACAUCGCACAGCCCACAAAGGGAAGAAACAACCUGUCGUCCACUGACGAAACCUUCCCAAGAUCAUUGACAGUGCCUCAGGAGGACAGAGAUCCUGAGCCGCCAGGGAAGAUGAAGGAAGCAGGAGAGGGCAGCGCUGGUGAAACCACCCCGCUUCCUGACAACAAGACUGCACAACCACUGCCAGACUUACUGAAUAUGACACCCUGUGAGAUGCUCAAGAUGUCUCGGUCUGAGAAGACAGCCGUUGCGAAUGGAGUGACUGAUCACAUCCAACGAGCUGUCCGUGCCAAUAUCUCCCUGACCCAAGAAGAACAAGGUCCACAUGUGGAGGAAAACAAACAGAAUGCUGAAAAAGCUCAGCAGCUGUUCGACCAGAUGCAAACCCCAAUCACAGCUGGUCCUGGGUCUUCACAAAGAAAUAACCCAGUAAAUCAAACCGAAAUGAUCCACAAGCCUUGCCUGAGUACUCGGGGUAAUAAACAGCCUCAGACCUCCCCAACUCAACUUGGAUCGCUUGGUACUCUGCCACGCAUCGAUAAGGCUGAUCUCACCCCUGUCAUGUCCCGGAAGGGACAUUCCUACUCCACAGUCAAACUCGGCAGUGGGAGUUUCGGAGAGGUAUCCCUGAUGCAGAACUGCACGGACGGUACUCUGAUAGCGGUCAAGCGUCUGACCAAAGUCGGGAACCGACUGAAGGCUGAGGAAGCGUUCAAGAGGGAGACGCAGGCCAUGAACGCCGUCUCCUCCAGCAGUGCUUUCCCCAAAUUCCUGGGGAUCGUGGACCGCUACUCCUUCGCCAUGGAGUUCCUUGGAGACCUCGACAAGCAGAACGCCUGCAGCGCCUACAAGAUGUUCCGGAAGCGAUCCAGCAAGAUGAAGUCCCUCGAUUGGCUGAAAGUGGCCACUGACGUCACCCAAGGACUGCAAGACAUGCAUGCGGCAGGUUGGACCCACAACGAUUUGCAUUCCGACAACGUCAUGGUGUGGCGGGAUCCAGAGGACCAAUCAGGGGGCUGGGAAGGGAAAAUCAUCGACCUUGGCUACGCCUACCGUAUCGACAACCCUCCCCCGCCACAGCAACUGACCCCAACUCAGGAAAAGAAGUGCUUCAAAGACUGUGGACAGUUGGCCCCCGAGGUCAUUAAAGGCACCAGUCGCUACAACGUCAAAUCCGAUGUCUACAGUUUGGGACAAUUCUUCCUGGACAUCGUCUCUGAGACUGGCCGGGCAUCUUGCCUCAAAGCCCUUGGGAAACGCUGCAUCAACAAGGACCCAAAUCUGAGACCUACCUUGGAUGCAGUGCUGCAGGAACUCGCACUCAUGCACUAUGAGCGCCUGAACAGACCCCAGAAAACUGGACCACUCGCCGGCCUCUUCCGUUCCCUGAAGAAUCGCUUCAGGGGAUAAUUCCCUGCAUAUAGAUCUUUAUCAUAUGCAUAAUGCUACCAUGUUUGUCUUGUUCCAGUAGACCCAUUGGCAAUGCUAAUAAAACAUCAUAUCGAUAAAGGGGAACAGACUCUUUCCCCUUCCAUACUCAGUUUGUUUACCUUGCGUUUGAAUGGCAGAAAAGCAAGAUGGUGGCUGCCCAAUGGUAAGGGUCUAUACCAGUGAGUUUAAGGAGGAGGGCAUAUAAGUUACGUAUACUGGUCCAGUGCUGAAGUUUGAGACCCUAUUCAGGCCCAAUUUGUAGAUGGCAUGGUUGCUGAGAGGGAACUUAUGUUUCUAAGCAAAUUUCUUUGUGUGCUUAGAGAAAAAUAAAAAUUGAAAAAAAAAAUUCGAAAUUGAGGUUUACAGUAUUUUGUCGAGGAACCAUCACUGUUGAGCAAGACAUUUUUUUGAAGCUUAAAGCCGGAUAAAAUCAUACCGGAUAUUACAACGGCAAUGUUCAUGUACACCCUCUUAAGUUCUGCGUUCGAGGGAACACAGUUGAAUGGGGCACUACUGAUCAGGGGUGGAACUUUUCAAGGAAUUUAUUAUGUAAAGUAAAAAGUUAUUUCCAUACAAGAAAGAAAUCAUUCUAAGAAUAAGCAAAAGUCCUGAGAUUUGGAGUAGUAGAGUACUCAAAUUAUAUUUAUUCAAUAUUGAAUUACUGCUGUUAAUGAGAUUUUACUCUGACAGUUGUUAAUUGUGUUAGUAUUUUUCACGGUACAAAAAGAAAAACAUGCCUAUGAUAAUUGAAAAAAUUCCUAAAUUAUCUUAUUUCGGGUUUUUGUAUCCUGGGUUCAAUAAUCGGUGUAGGGAAACAGUGUAAAAUUUAAACAUCAAAAUUCUGUGAAUCAUAAAGUGUAUAAAGGAACAUUACAAAAAAUCAUGC